Messenger RNA from Cyclospora cayetanensis, 3201 nucleotides. RefSeq lists its product as uncharacterized. The record is from RefSeq and is a predicted model, not a curated record. Lineage: Eukaryota; Apicomplexa; Conoidasida; Eucoccidiorida; Eimeriidae. The transcript has 5 exons. Gene Ontology annotation, molecular function: ATP binding; nucleic acid binding. The coding region runs from base 1 to 3201 and encodes 1066 amino acids.
AUGUACCCUCGUUUCUACUUUGCUUUCCGCCCCCCGGGGGCCCCUUCAACGGGCCGCUCAUUUCGCUGUCGCGAUUUCCUUCCCUUCGGCGCCGGCGCCCUUCAAGGAGCCCCUGGAGGGCAGUUUUGCGGCCAAAACUCUGCCACGACGGCUACGAAGAGGCACCGACCUGUAAUUCAGCUCCGGAGAUUGUCUAAACGGCCUGCGUUUCACGGGAAAUGCUUGCCCCCUGCUUCCGUAGCACCGGCCGAAUACUGCCCUUCGUCCUUUCCUCCUUGUUCCUCUGGUUCUACCCGUGGAUAUCUCAUUGAACCCGGGAGCGCACCUACCUCUGAGCAAUCCGAAAAGCCCCCGGCCCGCUGCAUGGAUGAGAGUGAGAGGGCAACCAGCCAACCAGGGGGCCCUGGGCCUCCUUGUAGAUCCGAGACACCGGGAGCGCCUUGUCGGCGCGCAGGUUUCGUAGCGGGGAAGGAGGCUCCACACAGCCAUGCGUCUCCAGCGGGGGCAGGAAUAGCAACUCCUGCCGCUCCGUCAACAGAUACAGGUUUGGACGUGGAGGCUGGAGCCCCCUCUGUGAGUUCCGCAGGCGCUGCGUGGUACAAGGCAGAAAGCAGCCUUCCCAAGAGCGGUGCAUUAUGCAUCCCUCUGCCUCAAGAGCCACUCCUAGGUCUUCUCAGAGUCGCUGGAGUUACCCAUCUGCUCCCCUUACAGCAGCUUGCACUGCCACUGCUGUUGCAGCGGCAAGUUGACGUGCUGCUGGCCGCCCCCACUGGCACGGGUAAGUCACUUGCGGCAGCCGUGGCGGUCGUGAGCUCGCUGGUGAGUGAACAGCGGAGCCACCUUUCUGCUGAUAAAGCUGCCUCUGGCAGUUCUAGCACGGCUGGGAGGGGCCCCCGCGGGCCCUCUCUUGGUUGCGUAUUGGCGUUGGUGGUGACGCCUACACGGGACAUGGCGGUGCAGACGCGAAAGUUGCUAGGGGCCAUUGGGCGCUACAGUCAACUGCGAGUCUCCCUCUUGCUGGGGAGGGGCCCCGGGGAGAGCGGCUCUGGGGGGUGCCCUUGGGAACAAUUUGUUGUGGUGCACCGGCAGAGGCCCCACGUUCUUGUCUGUACUCCCGGCAAAGCUGAAGAAUUGACGCACUUCUUGCUGGCUGCAAGUCAGCGGCGAAUGGAGGAAGCUGGACAAAUCCCUAAGGGCACCACUAGUUUGCUCUCAAAUUGUAAACUUAUGGUUGUAGAAGACGCGGCUCUUCAACUGCAGGAGCCACUGAUGCUACGUACUCUUGCAAAGUUGAAAGAGCUCAUGCCAGCUGACCACAAGUGCAUUAUGCUGGCUAGCAGCUUGUCUUGGGAAGUGCGGGGCACCGCGGCGCGGCUGAUGCGGGUUAACUCCUUCAUCCUAAACUGCCUGGAGGGCCCUCCCCCAAUGACCGCAUCGGCACUGCUUCAGUGGCGUGCCCCCCAGCAGCUCUCCCACAGCUUGCCUCUCGUUACCCCAGGGAACAUUGAGACAUCUCAAUCCAAGUGCCUCCAAGUCCUGCUUCCUACGCUCCCACUGCCCAAGCCAGAGGAGACACAGGUGCACACAGACGCGCCACAGAGAGCGGCUCGCUUGCGACCCAAGAAGCCUCUGGCGGAGCCGCCGCCGCAAGCUUGCAUGCUACAAGACGAAAAUACGCCUCCUAUGGGUGUAACCGGACCUCUCGAGAGUCUUUCGAACAACAGCCUUGAGACAGAGGUGUCACGGGUAGCAUGCAUUCUGGAUCUGGAGCAGCCCCAAUCUUUAUGGGGCCCCAAGCGUAGCCAGGAAUUUCUGUCUAAGAAGCGUUACGAGCUAUCACGGGCACCAGAGGGCGCUCGUAGCACUGUGCAUUUUCCCUCUUCUGGUUUCCGAAAUGUUGGUAUGCCAGAAGAAUUCCUCUUGUACCCUCCAGAGCUACAUGGACACUUGCUAUUCAAUGUGCUACAAAGGGAAGCUACUGCAGCAGCGGCAGCAGAUAGAGCAGCACUCUCAGAAACAGUGGCAAACCGGAUAUUACCGGCAGGAGAGGCAGGAGGAGCAGGGCCUAGAUUAUCGCGUCCAUGUGGUCGCGUGCUGGUGUUUUUUAGCUCUACAAAGGCUCUGCAGUUUCACUAUGCACUUUUCAAGCAUUUCCUGCUCCCGAAUGCUGAGAAUGUGAUCUACCAAGCCAAGCGUGCAGAGGCGGAGUCCAGAGGCUCUACAGAGGCCCUGAACGCCAAAGAGGACGACAACACCAGCUGCAGCCGGAGCAGCAGCGCGUUCAACAGCAGCGAUGACGGAUUCCUCAGCAACCGCGGCAGGGACGGCAGCAAUAGCAAAUGGAGAGAGGGCGAGGAUAUGAAUUCUUCUGUGGCGGCAGAUUGUUGGCCUGUUGACGUGCCCCUUCCUUCUUUGCUCUGCCUGCACAGCCGCUUGUCUGCAGAAAAGCGAAGGGCCGUAGUGGAAGCUUUUGCUGCUGAGCCGGCAAACGAGAUCGGAGAGGGAGUGCAGAAGGCUCGUAGGCUAAAAGUUUUGUUUUGCACAGAUGUUGCUGCUGUGGGGGUCCAGUUGGGGUGCCCACAGCUCAUCAUGCAGGUUGGAACUCCAAAGAGCGUUGAACUAUACGUACAGCGAGCAGCCAGAGCGCCGAGAGGUUGUCGCAAGCUGUUGGCUCUUAGCGACCUGGAUGGACAUUUUCUUUUUGAAUGCUACAAACAGCAGAUACACCUUCAAGAAGCGGAUGCACAAACAACCUUAUGCCUCCUCAAGCCAAGCGCAGUUUUUGCAGCGGCCUUAGGAGAAAGAGCGGGAGCUGUUUCAUACCGAGCAGCUGCAAAGCGUUAUCAGGAUGACUCCCAGAGAACUUUGGGUGUCCAUCGACCCCAAACGCCUGAGGACUCCGUAGAGCAAGAUAAAGAAGAGGAGACAGGGCUCUGUGGGCUCCUGCCAGAAUAUUAUCCUGCCCAGUUCUGUCAGAAACAUGUUGCAAACGAUGAAAAUGGAGUCCCGCAGCCUUCGUUGCUGCCACUCUCUCUUGCCAGUGCCGGGAUUGAGUCAGCAGAAGCCUCUCGCUCACCAGUGUGUUCCAUACCUACGACCUGGGAAGCAGCCGUUCCGUUGCGGGCCUCUUGCGAAUUGAUGUAUCGCUCGCUCUUGGGACUUUACGCUCUGCAGGCUUCUCGACUCAAAUAUGAAAGGUAG